UAUUCUCCACCGUCGGAUCUAGGUUUUGCGAAAAAAUCAACUUUCAAAUUUCAAUCUAAAACCUUGACUUAGUCAUAUAAAAAGGUUCAACCUUUUUGUGAGUUUCACUACGGAAUCUGAAAUUUCCAAAGAAUGGGGUUUAAGAAGGGAGAAAUUCUUCACAUCCCAGACAAAAUUCCAUUGAAACCCAAUGAACAACCAACCAUUGAUGUAUUUGCUUCAGUUAUUGAGCCAAAGCUUACCAAUACUCUUGUAAAGAAAUUGGGUAAAAUUGCACCAAUGGAGAAUUACAGACAUAUUAAGAGAGUUUGGAAGAAGAAGAAGAAAUCUGUGGGCGAAGGAGAAGGUGAAGGAGGAGGGGAUUUUCAGUUGGUACUGAUUUUGUGCAUUGCCGGUGAGAAUGGUGGGAAUGAGUUGCUGCCAGAUGAUGUUGCCGAGUUGGUAAAUGCGCACCAAUUGAGUCCUUUUAUUGCAAAAGUUCAUAAGUACGCCGCAAUAACAAAAGAAGAGUGGAUUGAGCAGUGCAAACUUUGGCCAACAUCUUAUCAUCCACCAACUUAUAACAUUGAGGGCAUUACAGGGUUCAAUGAAGAGGAUUCAGAAUCAGUGUUCCAUUUCAUGAAGAUGGCUCUUGAGAUGACGGUAGUGGGUGGUCAAGGAGUAGUCAAUGCAGCAGUUAUAGUGGAUCCUUCAAUUAGGCAGGUGAUUGCUAGUGCAAAUGAUCAAACAUGUCAGGCAAUUAGUGCAUCCACAGUUAAUGCUGGAGUUUCUUGUUUGUAUCCAUGGAAUUGGACUGAGCAAGACACUGCUGCUGCAGGGAACAUAGAUUGCUCUUGGCAUCCGCUGCGACACGCAGCUCUUGUCGCCAUUGAACAGGCAUCCUCCAGGGAUAAGCGGCUAUAUCCUGCCGGGUUGGAGGAUUUUGAAGAUCAGGCUACUGAUCAAGUGGAUUGUACAAUGUCGAAAAGACAGAAAGUUGAUUUUGUGAAAGAUGAGAAGGUUCUGAAAGCGGCUUGCUCUAAUGGUGGUUCUUUUGAAGGGGGUGAACGGCCUUAUUUGUGCACUGGGUAUGACAUUUUUGUCGCUUGGGAGCCCUGUACUAUGUGUGCAAUGGCACUUGUUCAUCAAAGAAUUCGGCGCAUAUUUUAUGCUUUUCCAAAUCCUAAUUGUGGUGCACUAGGCAGUGUUUACAGACUACAAGGAGAGAAAAGCUUGAAUCAUCACUAUGCUGUUUUUAGAGUUCUGUUGCCCGAGGAGGAGUCCUCGAAAGCGUGACACAGCGCGAAACCCAGUCUCAAAAUGUAUUGGUCAUGUCCAACAUAUUUUACGAUACAGUAUUUACAAUGAUUCAUGGAAAAGCUGGAGUUUUUUGGUUGUAAGUCUUCGCCUUUGCUGUUUGCUGUUUGAUACCCAUUUGUGAUGCCCACAACAAA
Molecule: messenger RNA, 1433 nt
Organism: Papaver somniferum (opium poppy)
Lineage: Eukaryota; Viridiplantae; Streptophyta; Magnoliopsida; Ranunculales; Papaveraceae
Product: tRNA-specific adenosine deaminase TAD3-like
Exons: 1
Coding region: 133-1275 (380 amino acids)
Biological process (GO): tRNA wobble adenosine to inosine editing
Cellular component (GO): nucleus; cytoplasm
Molecular function (GO): tRNA-specific adenosine-34 deaminase activity
Source: RefSeq, a predicted model, not a curated record